This is a messenger RNA of Cuscuta epithymum, 2163 nucleotides long. The record is from the annotation of a GenBank genome assembly. NCBI's taxonomy places the organism in Eukaryota, Viridiplantae, Streptophyta, Magnoliopsida, Solanales, Convolvulaceae.
GGCCUCUAAGCAGUACUCAUACGGAGUAUCAUGGAUCUAGUCUUCGAGCACCUUCCACUAAUUCGGGUCUACAAAAACGGCGAAGUCGAAAGGCUCCUGGGAACCGAAACCGCUCCCGCCGGCAUCGAUCCCCACUCCGGCGUUUCCUCCAAAGACAUCCCGAACAUCCUCCCCUCUUCUCCCGAAGUAUAUGUCAGACUCUAUCUCCCAAAACUCGCCGCCGGCAGCGCCGACAAACUCCCCCUCCUCGUCUAUUUCCACGGCGGCGGUUUCUUCGUGUCCUCUCCCGCCUCUGUCUACUAUCACAACUACAUCAACGCCUUGGUUUCCAGAUCAAAGGUUAUGGCGGUUUCCGUGCACUACAGAAGGCCGCCGGAGCACCCUUUACCCGUCGCGUAUCACGAUUCCUGGGCGGCGCUCCGCUGGGUUGCUUCUCAUCGAGCCUGUGAAGGUCCGGAGAUCUGGUUGAACAGACACGCGGACUUCCGGCGCGUUUUCAUCGCCGGCGAUAGCGCCGGCGCCAACAUAGCUCACAAUCUUGCCAUGAUGGCCGGAAGUGAUGAGGAAUCCGGGUUGGGCGUUGAUAUCGUCGGAGUCGCGUUGGUUCACCCGUUCUUCUGGGGGUCGGACCCUACCGGGUCGGAAAAGGACGACCCGGAGAAGAAGGCUAAGUUGGAUAAGUUUUGGCCGUUCGUUUGUCCGUCGAACCCGAGCAAUGAUCACAAGUGGGUCAACCCGGUUGGUGAAGGUGCUCCAAGCUUGGCAGGUUUGGGCUGCAAGAGGGUGUUGGUCGGUGUGGCUGAGAAGGAUAUAUUGAAGGAUAGAGGGCUACUUUAUUACGAGGCUUUGGGUCGGAGCGGGUGGGCCGGAACGGCAGAGACCCACGAGAGUGAAGGAAAGGACCAUGGGUUUCAUUUGCAUGACAUGCAGUCCGAUGAGGCCCAAUAUUUGAGCAGCAAAUUGGCCCAUUUCUUUAACCAGGAUUGAAUACCUGUAUGGCUGUAUUCCGGGUUUUAAUGUUUUACGGGUUUUGUAUAUCAGCAAUUUGGCAUGUCUAUAAUUAUCAUAUGUAAUUGCACUCUCUAUUAAAUACCCAAAUUAUUUUGCAAAGUCAACAUUUUUUGUCAUCCAAUAAUAAAAGUCAACCCACCAUAUUGAUAAUUAACUCAAUUUUUAGUAAUUAAAAUUUACUUAUUCAGAAACUACAUUAAAAUAUAUUCAAAGUUGCAAACUCCAAAUUAGAAUAUAGUUAAAAAUUAAUAUCCUAAUUAAACAAAUAAAAUGAAACUGUUUGACCAAGAAAAGUCAAAUUUGCAAAUCAAUUUGGGACGGAGGUAGUAGAUUAUUAUAAUUAUUUAAAUUUAAUAGCAUCAAAUUAUUUACAUAGAUUAAUCUGGUUUUGAUAGGCAAAUACUUCAUUUUUCGUUUCAAAAAACAGGUUGAUAAAUUAAGCAGCUAGUUCGAUCUUGCAUUGUUGAUAAAUUGGCAAGCUAGUUUGAUCUUGCAUUUUUUAGUCUAGGAAAGACGUCCAGUGUAAUGCUGUUGAGUACUUAAUCUCUUUCUUCUCUACAUACUUCAAGCAUUAUUUGUCAUUGCAUAAUAGAAGCAUUAAGAGAAGCAUUUUGUCAUUGCUAACUGCAAGUUUUACUAGUAUCAAGUUUGCAAAUGUGGAGAUGAUCUUGUCAUUGCUAACGGCUAGUUUUACUAGGAUCCGGAUUCUCUGCCGUGCCUUGCAGCAUCCGAUGGCAGGGCAGCUAUGAGUAGGGUCUCGGGAUGGGAGAAAGAAUGGGCCCCAAGAUCUUGCACCGUUGAUUUUUUGAUCGGAUUGUCCGAACAGAUCAAGGCACCCUACUUUGCUUAAAGCAAGUCAGAGGCUCCAGAUCCGUUUUACUAGUAUCAAGUUUGCAAAUGUGAGGCGAUCAACGAACGGUACGGAUUUAACAAAGUUUGUUGAUUCUAUGUCUAGUUUGUUUAGCCUUGAAAAUGAGCAAAAACAUACGAUGAGAGUGGAUCACCCGGGCACCUAGAGUCGGUUCAGACCCGGAUAUAAACGGAUCAGAUUUAGGCUUCUCUAACCAAUGAGGCAAUGAUCGGGAACGACCAAUCGGGGACUGGACUGUCCGGGACUGAGUUCCAUCUCGGUUUGGUUUAAUUGAGUCGUAC